AUGUCCGCCAGCCAAGGGAACCGACGCAAGCAGAUCGUGGUGGCAAUAACAGGCGCUACCGGAGCCACGCUGGGAAUCAAUUUACUCAUUGCCCUUCGCCAUCUUAACGUCGAGACGCACCUAAUCAUGUCCAAAUGGGCCGAAUCAACCAUCAAAUACGAAACGGACUACCAUCCUUCCAACGUCAAGGCUCUUGCCGAUCACGUCUAUAAUAUCAACGAUAUGGCAGCUCCCAUAUCUAGUGGAUCGUUUCACACAGAUGGCAUGAUCAUUGUGCCUUGCAGUAUGAAGACACUUGCAGCAAUCAGUUCCGGGCUCUGCAAUGAUUUGAUUUCACGGGCCGCAGAUGUCAUGUUGAAAGAGAGACGAAAAUUGGUCCUGGUGACCAGAGAAACACCAUUGAGCGACAUACAUUUGCGGAAUAUGUUAUCUGUGUCACGGAGUGGCGCGAUAAUCUUUCCACCUGUGCCAGCAUUUUACAUUAAACCUUCGUCGGUUGAGGAUCUGGUCAACCAGAGUGUAGGGAGAAUGCUGGAUUUGUUCAACCUCGAUACGGGAACUUUUGAACGAUGGAGCGGGUGGGAAAAAGAUUAA
Messenger RNA from Talaromyces amestolkiae, 594 nucleotides. RefSeq lists its product as uncharacterized. Lineage: Eukaryota; Fungi; Ascomycota; Eurotiomycetes; Eurotiales; Trichocomaceae. The transcript has a single exon. The coding region runs from base 1 to 594 and encodes 197 amino acids. Gene Ontology annotation, molecular function: carboxy-lyase activity. The record is from RefSeq and is a predicted model, not a curated record.